GUCUGCGACGCCCUCCUAAAGCUCCAAGUGGUCGGCGCAGGCUACCUCCCCGAUAUCACCCCCAUUUCUCCAUCCACCCCCCACCCCCCCACCCGAACCGUCGCCCCCGCCAGCACCGUCCUCCUCGUCCCCAAAUCCUCUCCCUCCUUCCCCUCUCCCUCCCCGCUCACCUCCCUUCUGGACCAAACGCUCUCGCUUUCCCUCCCGACCAUCCCGCAAGGUACCCCAUACGCGGACCUGACGAAUGCCGGAUCGAUCGUCGUCAUCAGCCAGCCGGGCGGGCAGAAGUGUGCGGUUCUCGGCGGGAUCAUGGCGGCGCGGAUGAGGAAACUUGGGGCGGCGGGGGCGUUGGUGGAUGGGAGGGUGAGGGAUUUGGGGGUUUUAGGGUCGCUGGGGAUGCCGGUCUGGUCGAAAGCGACGUCGUCGAUAGGCAUGGCGGCGGAGGCGAAGGCGUGGGCGACGGACGUCACGGUGCAUAUUGGAGGCGUGGAUGUUUCUCCGGGUGACUUGAUCAUGCUCGACCCGGAAGAGAACGCCGCGGUUGCGAUCCCAGCGGGGAGGCUGGAUGAAGUGCUGGAGCUCAUUCCAAAAUUGGUGGCGGCGGAUGAGAAGGUCAUGAAGGAUGUGGAAGAGGGAGUGGAGGUGAAGGAGGCUUUUGCAAGACAUAGAUCUUGA
Messenger RNA from Eremomyces bilateralis CBS 781.70, 675 nucleotides. Its product is annotated as DlpA domain-containing protein. The annotation marks the transcript as partial. NCBI's taxonomy places the organism in Eukaryota, Fungi, Ascomycota, Dothideomycetes, Eremomycetales, Eremomycetaceae. The record is from RefSeq and is a predicted model, not a curated record. The transcript has 4 exons.